UAGCUGGGUGCGCGCUCACUUUGGCGCUACAAAGUUUCUCUUCGAAAGUUUCCCAGCUUCUGAGAAAGAAGGCAGGCGGCUGCACACAGCUGCACACAGCACAGCUUCUGCCACUUUGGUAGUCAAGCAACCAGGCUCUGUAUUAGUGGACUUCAUUGUUUUUAAAAGAACGCCGGAAGCCGCAAGGUUGUUGUGAAGAAAGAAGGGAAGAUCGCAGCGAACAGCCCCCAAGCAUCAAGAUGAAGCGGGAGGCGACUGGUUCACCGGAUGACGGCCAGAAGAAAGAGAAGCGCAAGUACAUUCGAAAACCAAAACCUCCGGCCGCAACGGCUCCCGCGCCUAGUUCCGAGGUCCCUGCCUCGUCAUUGAUGGAAGUGGUCUGGGGAGGUGCUGACGCCGCGUCAGCUCAGCCAGGCGCUGCGGCUGGAGAGAAGGCGAGCGGUGUCAAGAGUGCCAAAGGGAAAGGGGGAGGGAAGGGGGCUGCUGACGGGAAGAAGUCGAAGCAAGGGGGGGAGAGUGAGGGGGAUGGAACCAGGGACGGUGGGGCAAGUCGGCCAAUGGAAAAGAGCAGCGCAGGGCCAUCGAGGCUGGGCAGUAAAGCCCCAAACCUCCGAACGGACGACGACCCAGAGGACGAUGAAGAGGAGGCGGACUUUGGGUUUGGCCGGGACACGUACCAGAAGGAAGACCCGGAGCGAAUGCAGCAAAUCUUCGCGUCUAUGACUGAAGAGCAGAUGCGGCGGUAUGAGUGCUUUCGACGAUCAGGGCUGUCGCGGCCGAACCUAAAACGGUUGAUGCAGAGCGUGUCUGGGAGCAACGUCUCGAUCCCAAUGAGUAUCGUCAUGGGGGGUCUCUCGAAAAUGUUUGUCGGCGACUUAGUCGAAACUGCUAGGGAGGUCAUGACCGAAUGGAACGAGACCGGGCCGAUCCGACCCACGCACAUACGCGAGGCUCUUCGACGACUGAAAUCAGGUGGAAAGGUACCCGUGAGAUCAAGGCCUCUGCUGUUCAUGUAGGACCGGCCGCAGUCGUUAAUAACAGUGGUCCUAUGUUUUCCUAUAUCAGAAUUGAGGGGUUUUCGGUCUCGCUAAUGGCAUUCUCAAUGGGCUGUCGAAUGAUAUGGUACGAUAUCUUCCUAAGACAUGUCAAGCAGCUUAUUGCUGGCUGACUCGAAUCUAAGUUCGGCUAGGCUCUGCGUGGUCUGCGCUUGAUUUUUGUUACCGGUGGGCUCCCAUCUAGAGAUACAUAAGGCGUAGGGCGUCUACCGAUUCAAUGAAUCUUACCUCGAGACGUGUGAGAAGCAUGCAAUAAAGUGCUCUAUCGAAUGCAGGGUAUUACAAGUAGUCACCCACAGACUGCACAUUGGUCAAUUGUCUGACUCUGCUGUUUAAUCAGAAUCCACGACAACAGCCUGACGGUUUGGUUUGGCCAGCCUACCGGGUCAUGAACAAGCCUUCCACAAAUGUUGUUCAAUGGCC
Molecule: messenger RNA, 1478 nt
Organism: Klebsormidium nitens
Lineage: Eukaryota; Viridiplantae; Streptophyta; Klebsormidiophyceae; Klebsormidiales; Klebsormidiaceae
Source: the annotation of a GenBank genome assembly